This is a messenger RNA of Exophiala oligosperma, 1518 nucleotides long. RefSeq lists its product as uncharacterized. Lineage: Eukaryota; Fungi; Ascomycota; Eurotiomycetes; Chaetothyriales; Herpotrichiellaceae. Gene Ontology annotation, cellular component: nucleus. The record is from RefSeq and is a predicted model, not a curated record. Gene Ontology annotation, biological process: positive regulation of transcription by RNA polymerase II. The transcript has 2 exons. Gene Ontology annotation, molecular function: transcription cis-regulatory region binding; DNA-binding transcription factor activity, RNA polymerase II-specific; zinc ion binding. Bases 1 to 1518 code for a protein of 505 amino acids.
AUGGCCCGACCCUUUGCUCCUAUUUUCGGCAUGGAAAGUCAGCUGCCGCACUCCUCAUCUGGGAUCUUUCACUGGCAUAUAAAGAAGGGUGGAAGCCGUAAUCGUAAGAAAAAGUGCGACGAAGCUCGCCCGGAGUGUCUACGAUGUAAAACACUUGGACUACGUUGCGAAUGGCCGACACCUGGAGACCUCGUGGAUCGACGUUGCGCAUCGACUCGUCCUCGUCGCUCCGCCUCUCCACAGCAGCACCAGCAGCACGUCGAGCCAGAGCUCACAAGUCUGGAGAUCACAACUUCUGCACACCGAGCACUCUUGGAUCCUAGAAUCAGUCUUUUCUCGGCAUCAGCUGCUCAUCAAGUACUCAAGCAGGACUUGAAACCAGUCAUCUCUCGCCACUUCAUCGACAUAUACUAUGGCUUACUGAUAUUGCCGAACUGUCACCCAGAAUACUACUGGGGAUGGAUAAACGAGAUCCAGGAACUCAUGGUUCAGCACGAAAGCCUGCAGUAUUCGGUCCUCGCGAAUGCUGCAUCCCACAUCCACUUUAUAGACGACUCUUCCCAGAUGCAAGAGCUCGCCCUGACCUAUUAUUCGCAGGCGCUAAGGGGCCUUUCAGAGCUCCUGGUGAAGGCGUCUCAGGUGGAAAAUCACAACGGCCUGUUGAUGUCGGUCAUGCUACUCUAUCUUCAUGGUUGUAUGGGUAGGGGCACAUACACAGACAUACCGCGACACGUCAAUGCCGCUAUUCGAAUCUUAACCCUCCGGCUGUUAGGGAGCCCUAAAGGGAUCAGUCGUCCUUUUGAUCGAUUGGCAGUGGAAAGUGUCCUAUACCAGAUCUUUCUUGUCACGACAGGCUCAUGGUCCAAUCCCGUCGAGCUUGACACUCGGUUCGACGCAAAAUUCUGGACCCAAGCAGAAAAACUAUUGUCUCGAUCAACACUAUUCCCUAAUCGCUCCAUGAGUUUCAACAGUCCUGUGCUCGGCAUACCUUUUUCUCUCUUCAAACUGGCGUUGUCAAUCAGAAGACUCUACCAAGAUCCAGUUGGGCCAGACGUACAGACGCUAGACGAACACAAAGCAGAGCUGGAAUAUUGGGAGUGUGCCCUUCUCUGUGAUCAGGAUCUCGAUGAAAUUGGCGUAGAUGAAGAGCCCAACUGUGCACCUCAGAUCUACAAGGACGCUGCUUUCCUGUACAUUCUGAAUGCUUCUAUGCUACUUGAGCAGCUGGUGCAGGGGCACGAUUCGUCUGGUCCACCCCGUGCACAUGAUGUCAGUAGCUGGCAGCUUGGUAAGGCUCGUGCCAUACUUCAAAUACACCGCAGAGAUGAUGAGUGGGCAAGAUGCUUCAUUGGAAACUGGCCCACUUACACUCUGGGCUUCUUCAUGAGUUCUCCCGAGGACAUUGAUUUGGUACGCAGUGAUUUGCGAAGACGAUGGAAUUUUAUGCAAUUUGGUCAAAUUGGUCGCUUCACGACGGACCUCGAAACUACCUGGACCAAACGUGGGUUUGGGAGGUGA